AUGAAUUUACAGGGGCUCCAGACAAGAAAUGCUUUAAGAUAUUUAAAACUGGUAAAGACAAAUGUCUCAAUGCAAUGGGGAAAGCAGGCUUCCUGUGCAACACUGUGGAUGCUGUCAGCUUAAUUUGUCACGUGCCUGGCACUCCGUGCCUCGUACCUGCCAUCAUCCAGCGCUUUGCCAGGAGCUACAAGUCUAAACCGGUCCAGUGGAUGAUAAAGAAUUUCAAGGAACAGUUUGCUUUCAACAUCACAAUGAACAAAGAUUUUGAUAUCAACUUCAACUCCAGUAAAAGCCUGUUUCAGGCUGCACUGGAUGUUAAAAAAGAGAUAGAGAAUCUAGUGGCCCCCUACAGAGAGAUGAUCAGCAUGUUUACCUACUUUGUAUUUUUCAUGAUCUUAUAUAUCUAUAUCAAGGCAUUAUGGUAUCGCACACAUUAUUUAUUUGAUGAUAAUUUUGACAAUAUUUAUAUAACGAGGAAUUUUGUGGAGUUAGAUGUGAUGAGGGGCAGGAGAGGUGCCAAAACCCUUUUGCCUCUAACUUACAAGGAAAGUAAGACAUUUGUCCGGCCAGCUUCAUUGGCUCUUACCAAGAAGGAGAAGGUAGGACGUGGACCUGAUAUGGUUAAUAUCUUCAGAAUCCUACUAUUUGCCUGCUGUUUCAUGUGUAUGGAUUACUCUGUCUAUUGGAUACUGGCUGUGGCAAAUUACGUUCUGAAAGGAGAUUUACUAGUAAAAGUUUCUGAUGCUCCCAAUGUGAGAGUAAAUGGGAAUAGUUUCUUCCGUGAGACGAUUCAUUCCAUGGUUGAUUCUUAUAAUACCCUGUAUCCAGACAAAGUAAAAUCUGUAUCCCAAAACUGUCUGGCUAUUCCUUUGGAGCCCAACUACUCAGAGUACCGCUUGAUUGCAAUAGUACUUGCACUAGCCUUCUUUGUCUGUACAUUCGGAGCUUAUAUUGAAAGACUGAAGCACUCUAUAUGUGCUUACUACUAUCCAUUCCGCGAACAGCAAAGAAUCUGUUUCUUAUACAAUACUCUGAUGUCCAAGCGUAUGAGCAAGGGAGACAUUUUGCUCAAUUUAGUCAGGCGAACAGGCGACGAGGGACAUACAAAUUUAAUCGAUAUAUUGGCAUCAAAAUUUCCUUGGAUGUCUAAAUUCCAAGAAGCCAAAAAAGCAGAGUGCUGUGUAGCCUGUGCCAAGAUCUGCAGUGACUAUAACAGUUUUGAAUUCAGACCAUGCCUCACCAGUGGGUGCAAAGGUCUGUACUGCAGAGACUGUACUGACAUGCUGUGCAACACUUGUAUGAUCUGUAUGAUGCCGUUCAUAUAUGAAGAUAACAUAGAUGUGGAGAUGGACUCCAGUGAUGAAGAAGAGGUUCUUAUAUGGAUGCACAUACGGAAAAAUACUGAAAAGACGCACACACUAAAGAGGAGUACGUUGAAAAAACGUAUAGAGUAUACUGCAAGUGAUGUAAAGACCCGUGCAAAGAGAGGCAGUAUUAAAUAUCAGCAAUUGCUUGAAAAGAUGAAGGACUUGAAAGAAGAUUGCGAGACUUCAGAGUCUGACACUGAGAGCACUAGGAGCAGUGAUUCAGAAGAGACAGACUUUGAAUAUCAGGACAGAUCUGAAGCAAGUGACAGCUCUGAUGAGGAAACAUCAGUAGAAAAUCCUUAAAAUAACUCGGAUUCUCGUAGAAAGAUUGAUUUUGCCACACUAAAAGACUUAAAAAAAGAAAGAAAAAGUAACAAGGACUUUUAAUAAGUCAAGUAAAAGAACUGUUAUUUGAAAGGACUUAUUUGGAUGUAUAAAAAACUUGUGGUCACAUGGAAGGAGAGUGGUGUGUGGGAGGGUAAGGAGGGGGGCCCAGUUAUAUAAAAAAGUCCAACUGGGCCCAUAUGCUUCAAGCUACACACCUGAACUGUAAAAAUGGAGAAGACAACAGAUCUGCUACAAUGCCACUGUCACCGUACUACACUGAGUUCCUGCAGACUGGUCUAGAAC
This is a messenger RNA of Xenopus tropicalis (tropical clawed frog), 1997 nucleotides long. RefSeq names its product DC-STAMP domain-containing protein 2-like. Lineage: Eukaryota; Metazoa; Chordata; Amphibia; Anura; Pipidae. The record is from RefSeq and is a predicted model, not a curated record. The transcript has 12 exons. The coding region runs from base 75 to 1670 and encodes 531 amino acids. Gene Ontology annotation, cellular component: membrane.